AUGGCCCCAAGGAAGAGAGGUGGCCGGGGGAUUUCAUUCAUCUUUUGCUGUUUCCGCAAUAAUGAUCACCCAGAAAUCACGUAUAGGCUGCGAAAUGAUAGCAACUUUGCACUUCAGACCAUGGAGCCAGCGUUACCCAUGCCCCCUGUGGAGGAGCUGGACGUCAUGUUCAGUGAACUCGUGGAUGAACUUGACCUCACAGACAAACAUAGGGAGGCCAUGUUUGCACUUCCAGCUGAGAAAAAAUGGCAAAUAUACUGUAGCAAGAAAAAGGAUCAGGAAGAAAACAAGGGAGCGACAAGUUGGCCUGAAUUCUACAUUGAUCAGCUCAAUUCCAUGGCUGCUAGGAAAUCUCUGCUUGCAUUAGAGAAGGAAGAAGAAGAAGAGAGAAGUAAAACUAUAGAGAGCUUGAAGACGGCACUAAGAACAAAACCAAUGAGGUUUGUGACCAGAUUCAUCGACUUGGAUGGCCUGUCAUGUAUUCUCAACUUUCUAAAGACCAUGGACUACGAGACCUCGGAGUCUCGCAUACAUACCUCUCUCAUUGGAUGUAUAAAAGCGCUAAUGAACAACUCUCAAGGUCGGGCUCAUGUCCUGGCCCAUUCUGAGAGUAUUAAUGUAAUUGCUCAGAGUCUGAGCACAGAGAACAUUAAAACAAAGGUGGCUGUGCUGGAAAUCUUGGGCGCUGUGUGCCUGGUUCCCGGGGGCCACAAGAAGGUUCUGCAGGCCAUGCUGCACUACCAGAAGUACGCCAGCGAGAGAACCCGCUUCCAGACAUUAAUUAAUGACUUGGAUAAAAGCACAGGGCGGUAUCGGGAUGAAGUGAGUCUCAAGACUGCCAUCAUGUCCUUCAUCAAUGCAGUGCUGAGCCAAGGUGCAGGCGUGGAAAGUUUGGACUUUAGACUUCAUCUUCGCUAUGAAUUUCUGAUGUUAGGAAUUCAACCUGUCAUAGAUAAACUAAGAGAACAUGAAAAUUCAACAUUAGACAGGCAUUUAGACUUUUUUGAAAUGCUCCGAAAUGAAGAUGAACUAGAAUUUGCCAAAAGAUUUGAACUGGUUCACAUAGACACAAAAAGUGCGACUCAGAUGUUUGAGCUGACCAGGAAGAGGCUCACCCACAGUGAAGCUUACCCUCACUUCAUGUCUAUCCUGCACCACUGCCUCCAAAUGCCUUACAAGAGAAGUGGCAACACCGUUCAGUACUGGCUCCUACUAGACAGAAUUAUACAGCAAAUAGUUAUCCAGAAUGACAAAGGACAGGACCCUGACUCCACACCUUUGGAAAACUUUAAUAUUAAGAAUGUUGUACGGAUGUUGGUUAAUGAAAAUGAAGUUAAGCAGUGGAAAGAACAAGCAGAAAAAAUGAGGAAAGAGCACAAUGAGCUACAACAGAAAUUGGAAAAGAAAGAGAGAGAAUGUGACGCCAAGACCCAAGAGAAGGAGGAGAUGAUGCAGACCUUAAACAAAAUGAAAGAGAAGCUUGAAAAGGAGACCACUGAGCACAAGCAAGUCAAGCAGCAGGUGGCGGAUCUGACGGCCCAGCUGCACGAGCUCAGCAGGAGGGCCGUCUGUGCUUCAAUCCCAGGUGGACCUUCGCCUGGGGCCCCAGGAGGGCCCUUUCCCUCCUCUCUGCCAGGGUCUCUCCUUCCUCCCCCACCGCCCCCACCUCUGCCAGGAGGAAUGCUUCCUCCUCCGCCUCCUCCCCUCCCCCCUGGGGGGCCUCCCCCUCCCCCUGGGCCUCCUCCCUUGGGGGGAAUCAUGCCACCCCCUGGUGCUCCGCUCGGUCUGGCACUAAAGAAGAAGAACAUUCCUCAGCCCGCCAAUGCCCUGAAAUCCUUCAACUGGUCCAAGCUGCCCGAGAACAAGCUGGAAGGAACAGUAUGGACUGAAAUUGAUGAUUCAAAAGUCUUCAAAAUUCUAGAUCUUGAAGACCUGGAACGAACUUUCUCUGCCUACCAAAGACAGCAGAAAGAAGCAGAUGCCAUCGAUGACACCCUGAGUUCCAAACUAAAAGUCAAAGAACUUUCGGUGAUUGAUGGUCGGAGAGCUCAGAAUUGCAACAUCCUUCUAUCGAGGUUGAGAUUAUCCAAUGAUGAAAUCAAACGAGCAAUUCUAACAAUGGAUGAGCAGGAAGAUCUGCCCAAGGACAUGCUGGAACAGCUCUUGAAAUUUGUUCCUGAAAAAAGUGACAUUGACCUUCUGGAGGAACAUAAACAUGAGCUGGAUCGGAUGGCCAAGGCUGACAGGUUCCUCUUUGAGAUGAGCCGAAUUAAUCAUUAUCAGCAAAGAUUGCAGUCGCUGUACUUCAAAAAGAAGUUUGCAGAGCGUGUCGCAGAAGUUAAACCUAAAGUGGAAGCGAUCCGCUCUGGCUCGGAGGAGGUGUUUAGGAGCAGUGCCCUGAAGCAGUUGCUGGAAGUGGUUUUGGCAUUUGGAAAUUACAUGAAUAAAGGCCAAAGAGGCAAUGCAUAUGGAUUCAAGAUAUCCAGCCUAAACAAGAUCGCUGACACAAAAUCCAGUAUUGACAAGAACAUUACACUGUUGCACUAUCUCAUAACUAUUGUGGAAAAUAAAUACCCCAAGGUUCUCAACCUUAAUGAAGAACUGAGGGACAUUCCUCAAGCAGCAAAAGUAAACAUGACGGAGCUGGACAAAGAAAUAGGUACCUUGAGAAGUGGCCUGAAAGCGGUGGAGAUGGAGCUGGAAUAUCAGAAGACUCAGCCCCCGCAGCCUGGAGACAAGUUUGUGUCCGUUGUCAGCCAGUUCAUCACAGUGGCCAGCUUCAGCUUCUCUGAUGUUGAAGAUCUUCUAGCAGAAGCUAAAGAUCUGUUUACUAAAGCAGUGAAGCACUUUGGGGAAGAGGCUGGCAAAAUGCAGCCAGAUGAGUUCUUUGGCAUCUUCGAUCAGUUUCUUCAAGCCGUGUCCGAAGCCAAACAAGAGAAUGAAAACAUGCGAAAGAGGAAGGAGGAGGAAGAGCGCCGAGCACGCAUGGAAGCUCAGCUCAAAGAACAGCGUGAACGGGAACGCAGAAUAAGAAAAGCCAAGGAGAACAGCGAGGAAGGCGGCGAGUUCGACGACCUGGUCUCCGCUCUGCGCUCGGGCGAAGUGUUUGACAAAGACCUCUCCAAACUGAAACGGAAUCGCAAACGCAUCGCCAGCCAGCUGACGGACAGUAGCCGAGAGAGGCCAGUCACAAAGCUUAAUUUCUAA
This is a messenger RNA of Pipistrellus nathusii (Nathusius's pipistrelle), 3207 nucleotides long. The record is from the annotation of a GenBank genome assembly. Lineage: Eukaryota; Metazoa; Chordata; Mammalia; Chiroptera; Vespertilionidae.